AUUGCGCAUUUCGCUCGCCUAACCUCAUCCGAGUCGAUCGACCUGCGAGUCCUGACUGCGACGAAGCUCUGUCAGUGCGAAAGCCUUUUCCUCAUUGUGCUGUAUUUGUGCCUAUAGUGGUGUGCUAAGUGUCUUCGAGCACUUCAAUUUGUUUAGGUGCUAGUUAAAACAAUAUUUCAGGAUGCCUACAGCAGUGCCACCCACGGAGAAUGGCGCACCGCGCAGCGAGCUCGAACAGCUCCAAAUGCGAGCUGGACAGGUCACCGAUGAAUCCCUGGAGUCCACCCGGCGUAUGAUGCAACUAUGCGAGGAGAGCAAGGAGGCCGGCAUUCGUACUCUGGUCGCUCUAGACGACCAGGGAGAGCAAUUGGACAGGAUUGAGGAGGGCAUGGACCAGAUCAACGCGGAUAUGCGCGAGGCCGAGAAGAAUCUGUCGGGGAUGGAGAAAUGCUGCGGCAUCUGCGUGUUGCCCUGCAAUAAGGGAGCCUCUUUCAAGGAAGACGAUGGGACAUGGAAAGGCAAUGAUGACGGCAAAGUGGUGAACAACCAGCCGCAAAGGGUGAUGGAUGAACGUAACGGCAUUGGACCACAGGCCGGGUACAUUGGCAGAAUAACUAACGAUGCGCGCGAAGACGAGAUGGAAGAGAACAUGGGUCAGGUGAACACGAUGAUCGGCAAUCUGCGUAACAUGGCGUUGGACAUGGGCUCCGAAUUGGAGAACCAGAACCGGCAGGUCGAUCGCAUCAACCGCAAGGGGGAAUCGAACGAUAUGAGGAUAAAGCAGGCGAACGAGCGCGCCCACCAGCUGCUGAAGUAAACGACUCCGGCACACACACCCACACCACACAUACACGGUCUCGUGGUCGCGGGUAGCCCGCCGGCAGUGGACCCACUGACCUUUCCUGCGAUGUCCUAUUACUCUCUUAUAUGUUAAGUUUUCUGUAAUUCAACAUCACUCUAGCAAUCGGCUAUUAAUAAAAAUUGGAUAAAAAUAACUCAUUGAAGAACACUCUCUUUUCUUGUUGAUUAGUAACUUUGUGGCUUAAUUUUUUUUAUCAAGCUUUACAAGCAGUUUACAAAUAAAACAGGUGCUUUUCAUCAAUAAUGUAUAACAUCAAAUUUUAAUGUACAGAAAUUUAUAUGUUUUACUUUAUUACGUUUUCCAAUUAGAAACAUUAUGUAUAAACCAGCAACGCAGGUUGGAAAUUAAGAUACGUUAGCGAGGGAUCGCCGGCGCCCUCCAAAGUCCACCGGUUGCAAUGUCCAUAUAACCUCUUCCAUUACUACGCAAUUGCGUUUGAUUAGGUGCAUCAUACUUUUGUAGCCAGUAUGCUAGCUUAUCAUUGUACUAAUAAGGACAGCGCAACCGGAGAUAUUUAUCUUUAAUAUCUUUAACAAUUCCUGUAUUUCGCUUAGUGUCUCAUAGACUUUGAGAUAUACUUAUUCAAAAUGUAUAUUUAAGAUCUUUUCACCACACUAUAAGCAUGCUACUGUAUUAAGUGAACACUAUGCUUUGAAAAAUCUUGAGUAGAUACCUUCCCUUGUCUCUUUUAAUUCUAAAAAUCGCUCAAGAUUCCUUAGGUUCUAUUAAAAAAGUAAGUAAAUCCAGACAGUUCUUUGGUGCUCAUUUUGUGCAGUAGAAAUGUGACAAAAAAUAUCUUUUAGUGACAACCGUCUCAUAUUAUAAUAUUCUUAAUCUCUUAUUGAUACUUUUUACUUAUAACUAGAUUCAUAGGACGUUUAAAGCGAUGAGAUUGUUUAUUUUGAGAAAUUGCAUUUACCCAUUGUUAACAAUAUAAUGUAACUGUUAAUAUUGCUAGAAAACACGAAAAUGUUAAAAAUAUAUUGCUUAAUAAUAUAAUGUGUUAUUGUUUUCAAAUUUGUUAUUGCAGGCAUUUUAAAAAAAUGCAUAUUUAUGCCACACAUUUUCUUUUCGCGCGACUCAUUCGGUGUUAAUUAUUCGAUGAAAUAGGUAUUAUAAUAAGAGGACGUAUAAAUGGUGAAUUUGCUUGGAGCGAAAGAUAUAAGAUUAUGUGAUAAUAGUUCGGAAAUAAGAGAUUAGCGUCAUCUAUUGACAAAUCUACGAGAACAUUGAAAUCUGAAUUGCAUCAGAGCUCAUCGUUGAUUUUUAACAUUUCAUAGGAGCAUUUAUGUUUUUGAACGAAGGGACGUAUAUACUAUGACCAUUUAUCACUAUAUUUAUAAUCUUUUUUUAUGUCGAAACUUAGUAACAUUUUUCAAUGCCCUUAGAAGUAAGCUAUAUUCUAUUUUAAACAUUUAUGAUAUAUAGGUUGACUCACGCACUCUGUGUGAAAGUGACCGUGAAAUUGCAUAGAUAAAAAUCAUCUACUCAAACUGUAGGAGUCUUUAAGGUCUUCCUUAUAAUACUGUUUAGGACUAAAGGAUUUAUAAGAAACUGCUUAAAACAGUUCUUUUGUUUAAACCAGUUUGAUGAGGAAUAGAAGUAUAAUACACGCAGACAACAGCUGAAGAACAAUUUGUAAAGAAAGACAAAAGUAAAAUGACCCGAUGCCCUCAAAUCUGUCGUAUAGAGAUCUCAGCUAAAUUGGUUUUUGAAUUACGCCAAAAGUUCUACGGACUUGUGUUAAAUCAGAAAUUGGAAAAGGAGGUCGAUCGUAGUAACUAAUAGCUAUUAUAUAUGGCAUCUAAAUAUAUAUUGCACAUAUCUUUACAAUAAACAUAUCUGCUUCUAUGAAAUAGUCUGCAUAUAAUGAGUAUUUAUAAACUCUUAGCUAAUUAUUAUAAUAGGUAUAAAGUUUUAUUAU
This is a messenger RNA of Hyposmocoma kahamanoa, 2786 nucleotides long. RefSeq names its product synaptosomal-associated protein 25-like. NCBI's taxonomy places the organism in Eukaryota, Metazoa, Arthropoda, Insecta, Lepidoptera, Cosmopterigidae. Gene Ontology annotation, cellular component: SNARE complex; plasma membrane. The transcript is spliced from 8 exons. The coding region runs from base 182 to 817 and encodes 211 amino acids. The record is from RefSeq and is a predicted model, not a curated record. Gene Ontology annotation, molecular function: syntaxin binding; SNAP receptor activity. Gene Ontology annotation, biological process: exocytosis; synaptic vesicle priming; synaptic vesicle fusion to presynaptic active zone membrane.